UUAUACAAACAGAGUGAGAUCGGGAAUUCCUAAAUCUAGGUACCGAAGAAACUUGAAAAAUAGCCAUGAAAGGCAUGAGAAGACAUCAAAUCACCGGAGAACUGUAAGGGUUUUACACCAAAUCGUUGUUAAUUAUUGCAAGUGCUAAUUGUUGUGUAGUAUUUGAGAGAAUUUCAUCACGAGGUAUGGAUAAGUUUGUGACCAGAACUAAGAGACAGAGAACAACAGAUGUUCCAGAAUUGCCUUCAGUUUCAAGUAUUCCAAGUUCACAAGUACCUCCCCCAUCUUCUAAUACUUAUGGUCCACAAAUAGUACCUUCCAUCCCUGCUCCUACUCCGCAACAACAAGCAGCUUCUAGUAUUGUCCAGGAUGAGUUCUCGAUAUGGAUCUUCAAACAGACCCUGCAAUGAGAAAGCCAAUAUCAAGUUAUCAUGAUCAAGACAAAGUACGGAGAGCUUACAUGAAGAUGGGUCCUUUCCAACCUAAGAAUUUUCCAUUUCCACAAAAGCUAAUGGGAAAAAAGAAUCAUAAGAACAGAAGAUUCAAUGAAGCUUGUUUUUUAAAACAUGGAAGUUGGUUAGAGUAUAGCAUAUCUAAAGAUGUUGUAUUUUGCUUUCCGUGUUAUCUCUUUAGAAAUUAUGUUAAGGGUAAAGGUAGCUCUGAUGCUUUUGUGAAUGCAGGUUUCUCAAAUUGGAAGCAACUUGAAAAGUUAGAUAAGCAUGUAGGAUGUCAGAAAAGUGCACACAAUGAUGCAUAUAUGAAAAGCCGCGAGUUACUGCAGAAAACACAUCAUAUUCAGGCUAUCUAUCGUCGUCAAAAAGAACAAGAAAGUUUGAGUUACAUGAUUCGUUUGACCGCAUCAAUUGUUGUUAUUAGGUUUCUUUUAUGUCAAGGAUUAGCUUUUCGUGGCCAUGAUGAAUCCGAUGCUUCACAUAAUCAAGGUAACUUUCUUGAACUUCUUCAAUACACAACUGAAUAUAAUGAGAGUAUCACAUUUGAAUCCAAGCGACAAGUUUACAGCUUUCGAUAAAGGUGCGUUAAUUCGUCUUGCUAAACUAUAUCCAACUGAUUUUUCUCAAAUGGAUAUCAUGAUUCUCGACCGACAACUAGAUACCUUUCUUGCUGAUAUUCUUUCGGGUAAUGAUUUUUCUGAAUUAGGUGGUAUUAGUGCGCUUGCCCAGAAAAUGGUUGAAACCAAAAGAAAUAUAGUGUACCCUCUAGUCUACUUGUUGAUUACAUUAUCUUUGAUAUUGCCGGUUGCUACAGCUACUGUUGAGCGAGUUUUUUCAGCAAUGCAUAUAGUGAAGAAUCGUUUGCGAACCAGUAUUGGGAAUGAGUGGUUGAAAAAUUGUUUACUAACCUACAUUGAGCGGGAACUUUUUCGCAAGAUUAGCACUGACAGGAUUAGACAGCGAUUUCAAGAUAUGGCAACACGUAGCGGACAGUGCUGACUAUGAAGACAAUUUUUUUGGUAAAGUAUACAAAGUUUUUUUGGGUAUAAAAUUAGAGGACAAUACAUGAUCGAAGAAUGAAGUAGCUAACAUAUCUCUAGAAUUAUAUAUUUUGUUGCUACAAAACGCUAUUAGGUGUUGUAGUACAAUCUUUCAUGUGUAAUGGAACUUUUUUUUUGAGUUA
Molecule: messenger RNA, 1635 nt
Organism: Papaver somniferum (opium poppy)
Lineage: Eukaryota; Viridiplantae; Streptophyta; Magnoliopsida; Ranunculales; Papaveraceae
Product: zinc finger MYM-type protein 5-like
Exons: 2
Coding region: 383-1030 (215 amino acids)
Source: RefSeq, a predicted model, not a curated record